Messenger RNA from Trichoderma breve, 1119 nucleotides. Its product is annotated as fatty acid desaturase domain-containing protein. Gene Ontology annotation, molecular function: sphingolipid delta-4 desaturase activity. Gene Ontology annotation, biological process: ceramide biosynthetic process. Bases 1 to 1119 code for a protein of 372 amino acids. The transcript is spliced from 3 exons. Gene Ontology annotation, cellular component: membrane. Lineage: Eukaryota; Fungi; Ascomycota; Sordariomycetes; Hypocreales; Hypocreaceae. The record is from RefSeq and is a predicted model, not a curated record.
AUGGCUCGGUCAGCCGCCACAACGGCCACCAAAGAGGCCAAGCCUCAGGCUGCUGCUGCUGCUCCAGCUCCAGCCGAUGGCGAUAAUAAUAAGCUGCACGAGUUCUUCUGGACUUACACCGAAGAGCCGCACCGCACACGCCGUCUGGCCAUCAUCAAGGCCCAUCCCGAGGUCCUCAAACUAUGCGGCCCUGAGCCUCUGACCAAAUAUGUCGUUGCCGGCGUCGUCGGGCUCCAGAUCGUCCUGGCCUACCUCCUGCGGUCAACGCCCUUCUGGUCCUGGAAGUUCUGGGCCGUCGCCUACGUCUUCGGCGCCACUGCCAACCAGAACUUGUUCCUGGCUAUCCACGAAAUCUCGCAUAACCUCGCCUUCAGGAGCCCGCUGGCCAACCGGCUCAUCGCCAUCUUUGCCAAUCUGCCCAUUGGCAUUCCUUAUAGUGCUUCAUUCAGGCCAUACCACCUUACUCACCACAAGUCCCUUGGCGUGGAUGGCCUUGACACCGAUCUUCCCACUGCCCUAGAGGCCUUCGUCCUCGACUCCAUCUUCGGCAAGGCCUUCUUCUGCACGUUCCAAAUCUUCUUCUACGCCAUCCGCCCCAUGGCCGUCUACCGCAUCCCCAUGACCUGGAUCCACCUCCUCAACGUCGUCACCCAAAUCGCCUUUGAUGUCCUCCUCUUCCGCUUUGCCUCUCCCAACGCUCUCCUCUACCUGCUGCUCUCCUCCUUCCUCGCCGGCAGCCUGCACCCCCUGGCCGGCCACUUCAUCGCCGAGCACUACGUCUACGAGACCGUCACCCCUACUCAGCGGAACCCGGACAACAAGGUCCCCGUUCCAGAGACAUUUUCCUACUACGGCCCUCUCAACAUCCUGACCUACAAUGUGGGGCUGCACAACGAGCACCACGACUUCCCGGCCAUUCCCUGGACGAGACUUCACGCUGUGUAUGACAUUGCAAAGGAGUUUUACGAGCCUCUUCCCCGCCACGAGAGCUGGGUGUAUGCCAUCUGGCGUUUCAUCUUCGACGAAAACGUGGGUAUUAGCUGCCGUGUCAAGAGAAGGGAGGGCGGCCGUAUCGUUGGCGGCGCUGUCAAAUGGAAGCAAUCGGAAAUCGAGGCUUAA